UCAGCAGUGAGCGCCACCGCAGGCGGACCGAGAAGCAAUCAGACACGACCGACCCUAAAGCGCAUCGCCUUCUCCAGUGCCCAGACGCCCAGAUACCGUUGACCAUUACUCCUGAAUAUGAUCCAACUCAUCCGAUGUUACAUCACCAGCAAGUGAGGAAGCCCAGAAGAUCAAAUUCAGUGUAGCGGUUCAGUUAAACAUAUCUGUUGUGGCAAGAAGUGUUAGUGAUUUGAAAAUGAUAAGAGUACCUGCAAGAGUUCCAACAAUCUGCAAAAUUUCUAGUCACUCAAUUAAGUUAAGAGAUAUGGAGAUUUCCAUGAGGAUCUGGAGACGACUCCCAGUGGUCACUGAAAUUUUGGAUUAGGUUUGUUAGAAAAGAUAGAUGGACUAUAAGGCAAUUGCCCAACAAACUGCCCAAGAAGUUUUAGGUUACAGUCAAGAUAUAUCGGGCUGGAAAGUGGUUAAAACUUCAAAAAAGAUAACUGUUUCCAGCAAGACUUCUAGAAGAUUCCUGGGAAAUCUGUAUCGUAUUGAAGGGAUAAUUCCAGAAUCAACAACUAAACUAUCUGAUUUCCUCUACCAACCUGGAAACAGAGUUACAUGGGAUAAAUCAUUGAAAGUGUACAAUAUGGUACACAGGAUAGAUUCGGACACAUUCAUAUGUCACACCAUUACACAAAGUUUUGCUAUGGGCUCAAUUUCCCCCCGAGACUUUAUCGACCUAGUAUACAUCAAGCACUACGAAGGGAAUAUGGACAUUAUCAGUUCUAAAAGUGUGGAUUUUCCAGAAUAUCCUCCAACUUCAAAUUAUAUUCGUGGUUAUAACCAUCCUUGUGGCUAUGUGUGUUCACCUCUGAAAGAAAACCCAGCACAUUCCAAACUAGUGAUGUUCGUCCAGACAGAAUUGAAAGGAAAACUAUCUCCAACAAUAAUUGAAAAAUCUAUGCCUUCCAACUUAGUAAACUUCAUCCUCAAUGCAAAAGAUGGAAUAAAGACACACAAAACUCCAUCAACACGUGAUUACCAUCAUAGUGGUCAUACAUCAUUCCAAAGGAGGAAAUGAGGCCAUUCUGCUACGAAAGCGUGUGCAGCAUUAUUGCAGUUUACUUCUAAGUCGACAUGCAAAAAUGCUGUGAAACUGUUCUACACUGUAUUCUUAUACAAAUUACUGAAGAUUCGUAUGAAAACAAGAACUUACAACUGUGCAAGAAAGCAGCAUUAAAUAUAGUUUUUAAUCUCAUAUAAGAAUGAUGUUAAAUAACCAGUGUUGUUAGUACACUGUUAUUAUUUGGUUUUGUUCCUUGGAAAAAUGCUCUGUAUAAGAAUCAGUAAGAAAGCAGAUAGUCAGAAGUCAGUGUUCAUUAAAGAUUAAAAUACACUUUGAAUUGUUUUUUCUUCACUGACUGCUUAAACUGGUAAUUGUAGGAAAUAUGAACAUAAAAAUUGAAAGGAAUUCCACGAAAAUGUGUGGUCAAUGACAUUUAGAAUUGAAAAUUGAAUGAGUCAUGGAUCAAUGUCUGGUUAACAUGUUCAGCUGAUUCCACCCGAGUCCAUACAACUAAAAGGCCCUACAUAUAGCACAAACAAGCAUAGGAAAUUUAAGUGUAGGUGGAAAGUAGGCAGCAAACUGUGGGCUUUGGGAUUUGAGGAAUGGCAUUCAAUGAGUUAUCUGGGUUUCCUUAUUGACUUUCAAAUAUUUCAGGGCACGUCAGAAGCCUCCAACCAGGCAUCACUGAUGGGCACAAACCAAAAAUAAAAGCAAAACCAAAAACCUGCCCUAAAAAGCCUGUUCCUGUUAGCUAUAAGGUCAGGAAACAAUAUAGCCUAACAGAGCCAAAAAAAGAAAAAAAAAAUGUUGACACUACCCACCCUAUGUCAGCCAAACAUCAACCUAAAAA
Messenger RNA from Oryctolagus cuniculus (rabbit), 1898 nucleotides. The record is from RefSeq and is a predicted model, not a curated record. Lineage: Eukaryota; Metazoa; Chordata; Mammalia; Lagomorpha; Leporidae.